Molecule: messenger RNA, 1630 nt
Organism: Salvia miltiorrhiza (redroot sage)
Lineage: Eukaryota; Viridiplantae; Streptophyta; Magnoliopsida; Lamiales; Lamiaceae
Exons: 2
Coding region: 4-1233 (409 amino acids)
Source: RefSeq, a predicted model, not a curated record
AAAAUGGCAACAACUCUGGCGGCAGACCCAACUCCAAGAUUCAUUGUGAUAAAGUCAAAACAGUAUAGUGAUAAAGGGCAUGCAUACUUCAAGGCAGAGGCAGAGGGCAGUGGUGGGUCCGUACAUCUCGGUGAAGCCGACGUGUUCAGCACGCUCGUGAAGAUGGAGGCCGAGCGAUCAACCAGCGGCAGCAAGUACAUCAGCCUGCGAUUUUGUUACUCCAACAGAUAUUGGGUGCGGAAGGCAAACAGCAACUUGAUUGUGUCGGAGUCCGACCAGCCGGAAGAAGACACGACGAAGCCAACGUGUACAUUGUUCGAGCCGGUUAAGGUCGAUGAUUUCUACUACUUGAUCCACGUUCAGAGCGGAGGGCGCGUGUUGAUGGAUGCAAACUCCAACUAUGCUUUCUAUGUGGAAUCAAAUCCGAGAAGUGAUCAAGGUUACCUAACUCUUGUGGAUUGGGAUUCACUAGUGAAUCUGCCUCCGCGUGUGGCGUUCAAAGGGGACAAUGGAAAGUAUCUCCAAGAUUCGCUGUUUUUUAGGUUGAAUUUUAUGUCCGACGAUCCUAACGCCCAACUCUCGAUCUACGUGGUUGAGCAGAGCCCAGACGGCAAUGUCCGAAUAAAAGACAGUCAGUUUGGUUAUUGGUGGCAAGUAGACGUUGAUACUUCGCUGAUAUAUACCUAUGCUUAUGAUCCGAAGCGGAGUCAGUUCUGGCCGCUCAAAAUCGACGAAAACUCUAUUGCGCUCCGCAGCAUUCACAACAACAACUUUUGUCAGCGUCUCACCGAUGAUGGCUUGACGGCGAAUGCUCUGAGCGCAUCGGCUUCCACUAUCACCAAGGAGGCAAUAAUGCAGGUGCAAGAACUAGUGUUGGAAAGGAAGAUGACCAACGUGACGUACCAGAUGGAGUAUGGCCGGAUCUUCAACGAGCUGCCUUAUGUUGGAGGGAUAUCUACGAUGACCAACGAACAAUAUGUGGAUGAUUCCAUGUCAGUCGAGAUUAUGUACGAAGACCAGAAGUCUUCCACUUUUACAGGUGGCUUCUCGCUGACGGCGGGUGUCUCAGCCUCCAUCGAAGCCGGCGUUCCCUUCAUCGAGAAAGCAACCAUUACAGUCAAUUAUUCGGCAACUACGACGUUCGAGUGGGCCAAUACGAAAACAACUACAACAUCAGUUAAGGCGCGCUAUUGGCACGGCUGUUGUGCCCGCGAGGAGCAUUGCUGUGAUUGAAUACGUGGGAACCCAGGGCACCUGCAAUAUUCCCUUCUCUUACACUCAGGUAGACAAGAGCUCCACCGACGCCCAAAUUUCUUAUACCGAGGUCAGUGACGGUAUUUACACUGGCGUCAAUUGUUAUAACUUCAACUUUCAUAUCAGAUCAGUUGAGCCGCUUUAAUUCAACAUGGAUAUGGACGGACCGGUCAUCAUCUCUCAACCUCUUCUCUACUUUAUCGUUGUGCUAAUAAAAUCAUUUCCACACAAUGGUUUGUUCAAUGUUUUUGUAUUUCUAUUUCUUGUAAUUUUGUGUUGUUGCAGUUUCUUCUUUUAUAUAAUAUCGAGGCGAGGCGAGUCCGCUAUUACUGUCGUAAUUUUGAAUUAUUGUAUUUUGGUGUUGUUGUAAUUUAAG